CCUGCCGUACAACCAACUCCUUAGCGAACACUUUCGUCAGCUGGUAGUCAGCUCGCUAGCAAGCCUGCUAGUUAGCAAAACAAGUUUAGCAAGCUUAACAACUACAAAAUCAGAUAACGAAUAACAAGCAUGAGUAGUUUGAGAACUCGAUGCUUUAGUUAACCAGCUAACUUGGUAGCUUAUUAGCUGGUAGUAUUUGUGUUAUUCCAAAUACUUGUACCACUGAUAGAUAGGCUAGAUAGCUACGUUGCUAUCGUUAGCUGCUGCGCUGGAGACAACAACUGUUCUGAUUACUUAAUUAGCUAGCUAGCAGUAAUGGCUAACAGAGAACCGCGACGACAAUAUCGCCGUACCCCGGCGAGUAUCAAGCAGGAACAAGACGAUGACUCGGACGCAGAGGAAUCCCAAUUGGGAUUUAAGAAGUCCGAUGGACGCGAAUCACAGAUCAUCCACAGUGGUCACUUCAUGGUGUCUUCACCACAUAUUGAACAUACACCAAAAAUGGGCUACGACUUUGAUACAGUGAACAAGCAGACCUGUCAAACUUAUCACUUUGGGAAGACAAGUACAUCACACCUAUCAAUAGAUGCGUCGUUGACAAAACUGUUCGAGUGCAUGACGCUUGCAUACAGUGGCAAGUUAGUGUCCCCUAAAUGGAAGAACUUCAAAGGGCUAAAGUUGCUAUGGAGAGACAAGAUCCGACUCAACAACGCUAUUUGGAGGGCCUGGUAUAUGCAAUAUGUGGAGAAAAGGGAAAACCCAGUGUGCCAUUUUGUGACUCCUCUAGACGGGAACAUAGACAUGGAGGACAACCGCCCGGCCGAGGCGAUAGCCACGGAGGGGAAGUACUGGAAGAGAAGAAUUGAAAUAGUCAUCAGAGAGUAUCACAAAUGGAGGACUUACUUCAAAAAGAGGUUACAGAAGCACAAAGAUGAUGAUCUAUCAAGCCUUCUCAAGGGUCCGGAGGAGCAGUUUUCCCUGUUUGGGGAAGUCUUUCCAGACACCCUCCGUGUCUCCUUUUGGCAGGACGAGGAGCUGGCGGGGCGUCGGGUCGCUCGCAGGAGCCGCGAGUCUCCCAUCCCCAUGGAGAUGGACCCCCUGUUCGACAUGGACGUACUGAUGUCUGAGUUCUCAGACACGCUCUUCUCCACGCUGGCCUCGCACCAGCCCAUAGCCUGGCCCAACCCCAGGGAGAUCGCCCAUGCGGGGAAUGCAGACAUGAUCCAGCCUGGGCUCAUCCCCCUACAACCCAAUCUUGACUUCAUGGACUCCUUCGAGCCGCUCCAGGACUUAUUUCACAGCCUCCGCCAGCCUGUGUUUCACUCCACUUCCCUCACUGCUCAGUCUGUCUCUGCUGUCCCCAGUAGCAGCUGUCAGACACAGGCUCAGCUCCUCCCCUCCAUGCACCUGUCGACUGACCUGGCCCCCCCCCCAGGCCCCCUGUCCCUCUCCUCCCCCCUUCCCCUCCCCUCCCCCCUGCCCCUCACCUCCAGCAUGCCUGUUCAGGCCAGCGUGACUUCUGGAUGCCCUGCCUACGUGCACGACUACCUGCCCCUGUUCCCAGGCCCCGUGGGCCCCAGCGCUCCAGCAGACUCCCCUCUCAGCCAGCCUGCCCCCCGUCCCCCCCUGCCCCCGGCCACCCGUCUAGGCACAGCCACGCCCAUCGACCACCCCCCACCCCUGGAAGAGACCCCGUCCCAGACGGUCAUCACACACACAGCCUCCCCCGGUGUCCCGCCCAGAGACUCCGCCCCCUCCUUCAGCCACGCUCCAGACUUCUGCUCCCUCUCCAGCCACGCUUCUCCCCUGCCGCCUCCCCCCCUCCAGCCCCAGGGUCCCUCUCCGCCCCCUCUCCGCCAGCACCCCCAGACGUUUGCCCUGCCCAAACCAAUCCACCCCUCCAACUCCAGCAAAAAAACGCGCCACGUGCAGAGGAUCGUUCCGGCCAAUCCUCUCCCCUCCUCCUCCUCGCACCUCAUCCUGACAGCUCCCUUCCCAGGGCACACCGGAGCGGUGUUGGUCACCCAGAGCCCCCUGAAGCCGGACGUGGUGCCUCCCAACAUGGUUCUGGCUGGCCCUCCCAGCCUGGCACCGUCUCCAGGGUUCCACAUCCUGCCCCAGACUCACAAGCCUCAGCAGCUCAUCGUGCCUAAAGAGGAGACAAACUCCUCCAGGCACAAGACUGCAGUGCCCUCAGGAGCUGCGCUGGACGGGCUGGGCUCGGGCAAGGGGUCCCCUUGUGGCUCGGAGCAGGCCCCCAGCCCCCAGUCCCCCCUCAGCAGCAGCUCAGCCCUCUCCAAGAACGAGUCCAACCAGAGCCGCAGGGGGACCCACAUCUCCGCUGAGCAGAAGAGACGUUUCAACAUCAACAUCGGCUUCAAGACACUCUGCAACAUGGUUCCCUCUCUCAAGUCCCAGUCAAACAUCAGCAACGCGGCAACGCUGCAAAAGACCGUGGAGUAUGUGGGAAAGCUGCAGCAGGAGAGACAACACCUGCAGGAAGAGACCAAGAGGCUCCGCGAGGAGAUCGAGGAGCUCAACGCUUCCAUAAACACGUGCCAGGAGCAGUUGCCCGCUACAGGAGUGCCCAUAACACGACACCGCUUCGACCACAUGAGGGAGAAGUUUGACGAGUACGUGAAGAGCCGCACGCUUCAGAACUGGAAGUUCUGGAUUUUCAGCAUCAUCAUCAAGCCCCUGUUUGAGUCGUUCAACGGCUCAGUCUCCGUCACCAGCAAGGGAGAGCUAUGUGAAAGCACCCUACAGUGGCUGGAACGACAUUGCUCCCUUCCUGUGCUGAGGCCCACGGUGCUCGGGACCCUCCGGCAGCUUAGCACCAGUACCUCCAUUCUCACCGACCCGGCCUUGCUAUCCGAGGAAGCCAGACAAGCUGUCGCAAACUCCCACAACAGUUCUGGAGACUCCUAGCUACUUAGUCACGCGGGCGAGCUCGUCACAAACCUCGCACUUCACAUCCAAAUCGACCCUUCAAACAACACUUUGAAAAACCGUUGAAAAAUAAGACCUCACCAGCUGGCCUCUCGAGCUAAAUUCCAAAGAGAUUACUCCAGUCUUCCUCUCUGUCUAGAUUCAUCACACACAGAAAAAGCACAAGGUUUCUGCCUUAUUCUCAUUGAAGGAUUUUAUUCCUCCACUUGGCUAGGGUGUUAAUAACGUUAAUCUUCGGAAAUCUCGAAGUCAUAUUUUCAAAAAAUGUGAAAUGUGCAUUCAGAAAAGUGUUUGAAUCUCUGCAAAAGCAUCCUCUGCUGUCAGGAGCAACCGAGCGAUGUAUGAUGCCAAUCACAGUCUGCUGUUCAGGGUGUUUUUAGUUCAAAUUAUAGUCUUACCGUGAUGUUUUUAUGGCUUGUUAUGUGAGGUAGAAAUAGUUUAAAGGAAAAAAAAAAGCUAUCUUAAAAAGGGAAAACAAAAGAGUAAGUUUACUUUUUGUUGACGAAACGGCGUGCAUGUGAGACGCGGAUCUUACCGUGAAAACGAGUGAAAAACGUUUCCGAGCCUGAAGGAUUAUUGUUAAAUCUUCUCUUGUGUUCCUCGCACUGUGGAGCUCAACAACACGCACGUGUGCCGGUCCUGAUGCUGUAAAACCCUGUUCCCGAAGUCUUCCAGCCAGGUGGAGGCAGCGUGCGUGGAAUGUUGAAGCUAAUCUCGCGUCUUUUCAUGUGCUGGACUGUUCCAGCGCUACUGAACUCUUCAGGGGUCGAUCUGAGAGACACCACGCCUUGACAGGAUGGUCUGCCAGACUGGACUGGUAAAAUACAAACUUUUCUACCUGUCAGUGAUGUGGCAGUGGAAAUAUAACCAUACAAAACGAGCGUCAAUGGAGCUUCGCUGAAUGUACAGGUGCUUUGUUACUUUUCUAUUAUUAUUUUGAAAGAAAUUGUAUUUGUUCACUCAGGGACGCACUGGUGAGCAUCAAUAUGCUUUUCUCUAUAACCAAAACGAACAAAAUAAAUCAGGAUGUCUUCACAAAACACAGCAGUGAACAUGUCACGUACAAUGUGAAUGUGUUUUUCUUUCUUUUUUCAUAAUCAAGUCAAACUUAAUGUAACGUUAUGUGCGCAAAUGGCAUCUUAUUUAUUACUUAGUUUUUCAGUACGGGGAUAAUGUCAGACAUCUUAUGGCAUCUUUCAAUGUUUUUUGUUCAACACUCCUUAAGUGGUUAUUCAUGAAACUGAGAGCUCGGUUUGGAUGUUUCUAUAGCUUUCGAGGUUAUGAGUGCUAGUUUAUGGAGGUUCUCUACAUGUGUUAUGUGUGAUGUGCUGAUGUGGUCACACUCUUUAUUUAGGAUGUGCAGAUUGACGCGUGUAAAUCCUGUUGCAGAGUACACGAUCAUUACUUCUACAAAACAAGACUUGGAACCAGUCACAAUAUUGACCAUGUUAUUUUCUGUCAAGAAUCAUGAUUUUGUUUUUGUUUUUUUGAGGAGGUGGAAAGUUUACCUGUUUGGUCUAGAUGGAAAGGAUUUGGUCAAAAACAUGUAUUCACUUAUUACAUAUUCUUUUGUAUGUAGCUCCCAUUUUCCAAUAAAGAAAUCAAACUGUGCUUUAAAAUUCUUAGGUACCUGUAGUCUGAAUUGACUCCUGCAGGUGAAUUGUGAAUGAAUUCAUUCAUUCUGCAGUUGUUCGAAUAAUGACUUUGUCGAAUAAUGACUUUGUCAUUAUUCGAGUCUUGCCUUAAGAGUUGUAAAUACUGUCAUACUGCUCUAAAAAAUAAAAUAUUUUCCUACAUUUA
Osmerus eperlanus (European smelt) is the source of this 4749-nucleotide messenger RNA. RefSeq names its product MLX interacting protein (gene mlxip). Gene Ontology annotation, biological process: positive regulation of transcription by RNA polymerase II. Gene Ontology annotation, cellular component: RNA polymerase II transcription regulator complex. Bases 316 to 2928 code for a protein of 870 amino acids. The transcript has 17 exons. NCBI's taxonomy places the organism in Eukaryota, Metazoa, Chordata, Actinopteri, Osmeriformes, Osmeridae. The record is from RefSeq and is a predicted model, not a curated record. Gene Ontology annotation, molecular function: protein dimerization activity; DNA-binding transcription factor activity.